AUGCAACAUAGUCUGAACAAAGAACUCGAAGCAUCUUACGAAUCACACUCGAAAGCUUGGAACAAGCUAUACUACGCCAGAAUGCAUGACCGUCUACCUCGGGAGAUCCGAGACAUGAUAAAUGUCCAAUUCUGGGAUGAGGAAUAUUUGAAAGGCGGAGAGGGCUUUGAGGUAGCCAUGAGGGCAAAGGACGAACCUGGACUUGGCGAAGCAUGGUUACCUCAUCGUAUCCUGCGCAUCUCACACGUCGUUCUACCAGAAUACGUAGGAGAUGCAGCUGCAAAAGAGAACGUCCAUAUGUGGUACGAGAUCUACGCAGCUGAAACCUGCUACUGCAGCUGGCUGGUACUCGGCAGCCACAACCUAGGCGAAAACCUCACGACGGUGAUAUGCAAAGAUAACUUCCAGGUGGGGUUAGAUCCUUCCACUGCUCUCCGAGAGAUCACUAUCGAAGUUUCCGACACCUCUCUCGCGCUAGGCCACAAAGACUCCAACUUCAAAGACGCUACGUCGCGUCGAGAGGCGUUCAAUCUCCUUCUGCGCAUCAAGAAAAAAGCUGGAUUCAAGCUCAGUCUCACAAUACACCAAGAUUGCAUUCGUCUCAACAUGUGGCCUGAAAUCCUUGAGCUCCUGCGGCCCAUCGUCAAGGUGUUUGAGCAGGAAGGAGCCCACGUCAGUGUUAAGUCUGACUAUGAUCCUUCCGGCCCGCAUUGCAUUGACGUGGGCCCGGGUGUUAGCACCGAUCUCGCACACCUGGUCAGGAACUACGAUCCAGAAACUUGGAAGCAGAGCACGAAGCAGAGUCUGAUCGAUUACUAUGAAGAGGUGAGAUGGUUAUAA
Molecule: messenger RNA, 840 nt
Organism: Alternaria infectoria
Lineage: Eukaryota; Fungi; Ascomycota; Dothideomycetes; Pleosporales; Pleosporaceae
Exons: 2
Coding region: 1-840 (279 amino acids)
Source: RefSeq, a predicted model, not a curated record